CAAACGCCUACUAGAUCACUUUUAUAAAAACUUGCAUCACUUUUCAAAGGGCUGUUGACUUGGAGAAGGUAAGUGCUGCUCUUACAAUCCAUGGCAGAAACUUUCUUGUUCAACAUCAUUGAAAGAGUUUUGGCAAAAGUUUCUUCAGUUGCUGUAUAUGAGAUCAGUUUAGCUUGGAAUGUUAAGACUGAGUUAAGAAAAUUACAGAGCACUUUAUCCACAAUCAAAGCUGUACUUUUAGAUGCAAAUGAGCAGCAGGCAAAGAACCAUGAAGUGAGAGAUUGGCUGGAAAAGCUAAGAGAUGUUGUUUAUGAUGUCGAUGAUUUGCUCGAUGAUUUGUCAACACAGCUAACACUACAAAUGCAUUUUCAGAAAAGCCUUAAGAAGAAGGUAAGAAAAUUCUUUUCAAGUUCAAAUCCAAUUUUUUAUCGAUUCAAGAUUGGUAGAAAGGUAAAAGAGAUUAGGGAGCUAUUGAAUGAGAUUGCACAUGAUAGAAAAAGUUUCCAUUUUACUGAACAUACUUAUCUAAAUCCAGUUGAGAAUAUUUGUAGAGAACAAACACAUUCCUUUGUAAGGGCCUCCGAUAUUAUUGGUAGAGAAACUGAUCAAGAAAACAUAGUAAAACAGCUCAUAGAUGCUCGUGAAGAGGAAAAUAUUUCUGUGAUUCCUAUUGUUGGACUUGGAGGGCUUGGAAAAACCACACUUGUUAAGUUGGUUUAUAACAAUAAUAAGGUAGUUCAGAAUUUUGACCUGAGAAUGUGGGUUAGUAUUUCAGAAGAUUUUAGUCUGAGUAAGGUAAUUGAGAAAAUUCUGCGGUCUGCAACAGGAGAGAGUUUUGGCCACCUAGAUAUGGACCAAUUACAAAGUCAUUUGAGUGAGGUUUUGCGAUCGAAAAGGUAUUUACUUGUACUGGAUGAUGUGUGGAAUGAAGAUCAAAACAAGUGGACGGACUUGAGGGAGUUGCUGAUGAAUUGUUCUAGAGGUAGUAAGAUUGUUGUCACUACACGCAGUAAGAUGGUUGCUUUGAUUACUGGAACAGUUGCACCUUACUAUUUGGGUGGUCUUGCUGAUGAUGAGUGCUUAUCUUUAUUUUUGAAAUGUGCAUUUGUAGGGGAGGACAAAUUGUUGCCUAAUCUAGUAGAAAUAGGAAAAGAAAUUGUAAAAAAGUGUGGAGGAGUGCCUUUGGCUGUGAAAACCUUGGGAAGGUUAUUGUAUAUGAAAACAGAUGAAAAUGAAUGGUUGCGGAUAAGGGAUAAUGAGAUAUGGGAGAUCGAACAGAAACAAUCCGAUAUUUUACCAAUAUUGAGAUUGAGCUAUGAACAGAUGCCAUCACAUCUAAGACAGUGUUUUGCCUAUUGCUCCAUGUUAUCCAAAGGUCAAGAAAUUCCGAGAGAGGACUUCAUCAACCGCUGGAUUGCUCAAGGAUUUAUACAGAGUUCAAACGGAUCCAGGAAGUUGGAAGAUAUUGGUAAUCAGUACUUUGAUGAGUUACUAUCAAGGUUUUGCUUCCUAGAUGUGGUACAAGCUUUUGAUGGAGAAAUAUUGGCUUGUAAGUUACACAAUCUUGUGCAUGAUCUUGCACAGUCAGUGGCAGGUUCUGAAUGUUUAAACGUGAAAUCUAAUGCCUCUGUGGUUUCUGAAAGAGUUCGCCACUUAUUUUUUCAUGCAGAAGAUAUGUCUAGGAAACACUUCCCAAGAUUUUUACUUUCUUUGCAAAAGUUGAGGUCUUUUUCUUACUCAUUUAACAUUGGACCUGUAAACAAGUUUUUUGUCAAGACAAUGUUAUCAAAUUUCAAAUGCCUUCGGGUGUUAGUCUUGAACAAUUUAGAUUUUGGGGAGUUGCCAACUUCAAUAGGUCACUUGAAGGAAUUAAGAUAUCUUAACCUUAGUGACAAUGGUAACAUCAAGUUUCUCCCAAGGUCUAUGAGCAAAUUAGUAAAUUUGCAGACUCUUAACCUCAUUAAUUGUGAACAGCUUAAGGAGUUGCCAAGAGACUUUGAAAAGUUAAUCUGUUUGAAGACCUUGUAUUUGACUACAUAUAAGAUAUCAGCAGGGAAGAAUCAACAAUCUUUCCCUUCUCUUCAAUUUUUGCUUCUUUUCAAGUGUUGUUUCCCAAAAUUGCAGCCAGAACUGGUGCAGCAGUUUACUGCGCUUCGGAUUUUGCGUAUCUAUGAAUGCCGGAGUUUAUAUUCUCUUCCAAGCAGUAUUAGAUACCUGACUUCACUUGAAAAGCUAUGGAUUUGGAACUGUGAAGAACUUGAUUUGAUGGAUGGAGAGGGAAUGGUAGGCCUAACAAGUUUACGAUCGUUGCUUCUAAUGGGGCUCCCUAAGUUGGUGACUCUACCAUUGGGGCUUAAAGAUACUGCUCAUGCAACACUGAAGUACUUUAGAGUUGCCGAUUGUCCCAACCUAGCGGUGCUUCCAGAAUGGCUGCAGAAUUGCUCUUCACUUCAGAGGCUGUAUAUAGAGGAUUGCCCUGUAUUGGCAUCAAUACCCCAAGGAAUCUACAACCAUAAUGCCGAAGUCCAUAUAAUCGACUGUCCAUUGCUAAGUGGAGGAUGUUAAUGACACAGGUGCAAGAUCAGUGUUAUCAAAGGUGCGCUUAAGCCUUGAAGCGAGGCUCAAAACAUGUUGAGCGCUUAGCAGGCGCUUCAGUGUUGUCAUCAAGGCUCUAAGACAUUCUGACACUAAGCAAUUGAUAUUAUCAUAAAUUUUCUUCAAUUUCUUUGUCCAUAUAUUUGGUAUUCAUGCUUAUAGAUAUUAGUCUUGGA
Messenger RNA from Nicotiana tabacum (common tobacco), 2771 nucleotides. RefSeq names its product putative disease resistance protein RGA1. The record is from RefSeq and is a predicted model, not a curated record. Lineage: Eukaryota; Viridiplantae; Streptophyta; Magnoliopsida; Solanales; Solanaceae. Gene Ontology annotation, molecular function: ADP binding.